AUGACGGAUGCCCGCCCAGCAACCGAGACGGCAAAUUCGGACGCAGAGACGGAGAGCUCCAGUGAUGGCGAGGCUCGGGCGACGACCUCGACUGCAACACUACUGGCUGCCAGAAUUGCUGCGCAGCCCUGCAUGUUCUGCCUUGCCGGCACAGGCGUGCUUUGCUUCUUCGGCUUGAAGAAGCUCCUGACAUCCGGGAGUCCCACCACCUCAUGCACACCUACUACGAAGCUGAGAAAGAAGCCGAAGCCGAAGGAGCCACAGGACCUACAGCCCCUUCCCGAGCUCCAUCCCCGCUCGGAGGAAGAGGUCAAGCAGGCCGUGGACAAGUGGCUUCAGCAUGUGCGCCCCCGCGCCUGGGACUUCUUCAUUCACGAGGGUCAGAUACGAGAAGUGUUGGAGACCGUGGCUUCAAACACGGACAGGAACUACGACCCCAUUCUGGAAACGAAGUGUUCGCUUUGGCACGGAUCACUCGACGAGUACAACGAAGCGACCCACAGGAUGAUCAAGCCGGGUGAGGAGGAGGAGUCCGUCACGUAUUUGAACCGCGUCUUGGCUUUCACCUUCGCCGCGGACACCACCUUCGAAAAGCUGAUGCAGCUUCCCAAAGUGGCCUUCCGCACCUCGUGCCGCGACCCGCGUUGCGUCUGCCUGGCUUGCAUUUCGCAUGCCUCCCAGGUAGCAGCGGCUUCCCCUGUAGAGUUUGCUUUAGGCUUUAUUUGUGGCGUGAGAAGAGCCAACGGGCCUUCGCUGAUGGACAUGACCAAGUUGGAGCUCAAAACGCCGCGCCAGAAGCUGGGCUACGACGUGGGUGAGUACAUCUUGCUGCGUCCAGCCCUGGUGGCCCGUGAUGCCAAGACCUUUGAUCCAGAUGACGACGAAGUGGUGGAUGAGCUGGAGGAAGGCCAAGAAGUCCGCGCUGUAGAAAUCGUGGAGCUCAAGAAAGAGAAACGAGUGCGGGCCCGCCUCCAUGAGCCGGACGGCUGGGUAACCUUUGCCAACACGGAGACGGGGAUCCGACGAGUCAUGGCCAAGGAGGAAUGGCUGGAGACCCGCAUGGCCGAGUCGGCCGCGUCUGGUGGCGAUGCAGAAUCCGCAACGGAAUCCGAGCUGUCAGACGACGAGGCAGGGAGGUCGCCGCGAUACCGUCCGGCGGAUGUAGGCGAUCACGGUGAAAGUGAGAAUGAGGACGACUUCUACUCAGAUGAGGACGCUAAUGAACGGUCCAGGCAUCAGAAGCCGAAAGUGGCCUACGAUGUGGGCGAGUACAUCUUGCUGCGGCCAGCUUUCGUUGCACGUGAUGCCAAGACCUUUGAUCCUGAUGACGAUGAGGUGGUAGAGGAGCUGGAAGAAGGCCAAGAAGUCCGCGCUGUAGAAAUCGUGGAGCUCAAGGAGGAGAAGCGAGUGCGGGCUCGCCUCCAUCAACCGGACGGCUGGGUGACGCUGGCCAACAUGGAGACGGGUGUCCAACGAGUCAUGGCCAAGGAGGAGUGGCUGGAGACUCGCAAGGCAGCCAUGGUUGAGUCAGCAGAGUCCAGCGACGGCGAGGCAGAACCUGCAUCGGAAUCCGCUUCCUCUGAACGGUCGGAGCUGUCAGACGAAGAAGACAGGGCGGUUCCCCAGCAAAAGCGUCAACCCGGAGGCGAGACAGCCUCCUUGGCCGAUGUAGGUGUCGUUCACACUGACGGUGAUCUCCUCAAUCGCACCCACCAGGGAGAACGGGCCCCGACACCUAAGUUCAAGCAAAUCUACGUCGAGUCAAAGGGAAGUCGUGUGCAAGCGGAUGAGAACACCGAUGAUGAAGCAGUCCUCACGGAUGAAGAUGAGCUUGAGCUUGAGUAG
Symbiodinium natans is the source of this 1845-nucleotide messenger RNA. The record is from the annotation of a GenBank genome assembly. NCBI's taxonomy places the organism in Eukaryota, Dinophyceae, Suessiales, Symbiodiniaceae.